This is a messenger RNA of Vollenhovia emeryi, 1587 nucleotides long. RefSeq names its product arfaptin-2 (gene Arfip). The transcript is spliced from 6 exons. The record is from RefSeq and is a predicted model, not a curated record. Gene Ontology annotation, molecular function: phospholipid binding; protein domain specific binding. Gene Ontology annotation, cellular component: trans-Golgi network membrane. Bases 16 to 1092 code for a protein of 358 amino acids. Gene Ontology annotation, biological process: intracellular protein transport; regulation of Arp2/3 complex-mediated actin nucleation. Lineage: Eukaryota; Metazoa; Arthropoda; Insecta; Hymenoptera; Formicidae.
UAUAUCGCAAAAGAAAUGACGAGCGAACGAGAACGUAUAUUUGUCAAUGGGAUGUCGCAGAUUACGGUCACGUCAAGUGGGAUGGAGCGCAGUAUCCACGAGAUGUUGAAGGACGCACCCUCCCUGAACGAGAGCGACAGCGCGGUGCACACCGGGACGCCGCCGCCCCACGUGCCCAACAACUGCAGCGGCGACGGCCACCCGAGACCGGCCACCAUAAACCUGAGCCUGGGGAGCCCGACGACUCAGAUCUAUGUCUGUAUUCCCACAGCAGUCUCCGUCUCGCCGAGCACGCCGGUACAGAACGGCGACACGCAGACCAUGCGCACCACCCAGAGCAAAAUUGAGAGCCUGAAGAAUUGGAGUAUCUCCACGUACAAGUGUACCAAGCAGUUAAUGUACGAGAGAUUAGGGAAGACAUCGCGCACCGUGGACUUUGAACUCGAAACGCAGAUCGAAUUGCUCAGAGACACCCAGAGGAAGUAUUGCAACGUUCUGCGACUGUCGCGGGCUCUUGCGUCGCACUUCCAUCACGUCGUUCAGACGCAGCACGCUCUCGGGGAGGCGUUUUCUGAAUUGGCGCAGAAAUCGCCCGAGCUUCAAGAGGAGUUUCUGUACAAUUCGGAAACGCAGAGAAAUUUAACUAAAAACGGCGAAACACUUCUAGGGGCCUUAAAUUUCUUCGUUUCCUCUGUGAAUACCUUGUGUAAUAAGACGAUCGAGGACACGCUGCUCACAGUGAGACAAUACGAAACCGCGAGGAUAGAGUACGAUGCGUAUAGGACGGAUUUAGAGGCUCUUGUGCAAGCUACAAAGUCGGAUAGUAACAAUGCGGCAAGACUAGAGGAGGCACAGGCUAAUUACGAGGGGCACAAGCAGAAUUUCGAAAAAUUACGCUCGGACGUUUCGAUCAAGUUGAAAUUCUUGGAUGAAAACAGGAUCAAAGUGAUGCACAAGCAAUUGCUGUUAUUCCACAAUGCUGUGUCCGCCUACUUCUCGGGGAAUCAAACCGCAUUGGAGGCAACUCUCAAACAAUUUAACAUCAAGGUGAAAUCGCCGAAUUCCACUUUACCGUCGUGGCUGGAGCAGUAGUCGAAUUAAAUUGAACACGUCGUCCUAACACGAAGGAUGUGAAAUGUACAAGUGCGCUCGUCCACCGAAUUAUCCCGAGUUUGCAAAACGCAGAAAGUAAAGGUAGAACAAUUAUUUAAAAAAAUAAUAAUUCGACGAUUGCCAGUACAUAUUGUGAGCUGCCGUUUAGUUUGACAACUUAAUGAAAGGAGUGAAAAAUUGCGAGAUUCACAUGGUGUAUAAACAGACUGAAUUCAAGGUGUAAUAUUGAUCAUCAGUAUUGAGCAUUAUAUACAUAUACAAUAUGUAUCAUAAAGUUGAUAAUUCUUUUAAGAGAAUUAUACAGAUCCGUAGAGGAAUCUCUAACCAACUUAGGCAACGUUUUCGAUAAUUAAUUUCUAACGCUUGAACAUUUGAGGAGGCAAUAGAUAUUUAAUUUUUAUAUUUCUCUUAGAGGAGUUUCAAAAUGUAAAUACGUAAUGUGACGUAACAUGAUAAAUGGAGCCUUCUAUUUUA